This is a messenger RNA of Acaulospora morrowiae, 678 nucleotides long. The record is from the annotation of a GenBank genome assembly. NCBI's taxonomy places the organism in Eukaryota, Fungi, Glomeromycota, Glomeromycetes, Diversisporales, Acaulosporaceae.
AUGGACCAUAUCAAUGGUAAAAAUCGAAAAAAGAAACUUAAACGUUUGAGAGAUAAACCAACAUUUAACAUAAAAAAAAUCCCGCGUUACCCGCCACUAAGUUUACCGUUAUUUCCUCCUACUUUGGAAGAGGUGGUCGAUAAGUUAAUGGCAAAACCAAGGCUGGCGCGAUUCCCCAAUAGCUUUAUCAUAUUUCGAAGCGCUUAUGUUAAGCAUUUAAAGAGCAAUGGCCAUAACUUACCAAUGACUGAACUGAGCUCUAUGGUGGCACGUUCGUGGGAAGCAGCCCCAUCUCAUGUAAAGGAAGUUUAUGCCAAAAUCUCGAAAGAAGCUGAACAGCUAUACAAUCAUAUUACCAAAAUGAAUCAGCUUCCGCAAAACCAACUGUCUCCCGAUGAAUCUCUCCCGACUACGUCUCAACCUCCUCUAAAUGAAAUUGGUUUCCCUAAUGGAUUACUUAUGGAUUCUCCUAUACUGACUUCAUCAUGGCCUUCUCUGGAUGGUCAAACUUCUCAAAUGGGAGAUUAUGUCCCAUAUGAACAGAGAAUUUGUACUUUUGAAACACAGGAUUUCUCAAUUUUUUCUAUGGACACUAUUGAAUUUUUGGGAAUAGCUUCAGACGUUUUUUAUGACUAUUCUACAUUUUUGGGAGAAAAUUGGAUUCAACCUCUUAUAUAA